This is a messenger RNA of Clupea harengus (Atlantic herring), 6694 nucleotides long. It is a transcript of the gene znfx1, whose product is annotated as zinc finger, NFX1-type containing 1. The record is from RefSeq and is a predicted model, not a curated record. Lineage: Eukaryota; Metazoa; Chordata; Actinopteri; Clupeiformes; Clupeidae. Gene Ontology annotation, biological process: regulatory ncRNA-mediated heterochromatin formation. Gene Ontology annotation, molecular function: helicase activity; zinc ion binding. Gene Ontology annotation, cellular component: nuclear RNA-directed RNA polymerase complex; nucleus.
AUACAUGGUUUCCUUUUUGAGUACACACACCACACUCGAAGCAUUGUAGGCUAAGUCGAAAACGAAAGCUGGCUAUCAGGAUGUCGAGCAAACGAAACUUGACUCGGUGGUAUAUAAAGCCGGGGCUAUCCCAACUUGACACAACCAGUAUUGCAGCGAGAGACGCGAACUAACCAGCGACCAGAAAGAAGGUUGAAACUGUAGAUCAAGCACAUCCUCAGAGGACUUUCACAUAUAGAAAAUGGAGAACCCAAACAGGGGCAACAGGGCAAGAGCAAGGCCAAGACCAAACGCUGGGCAAAGAGGAGUUGCAGAACCUGGUAAUAGACAAGUUAAUGAUGUACCAAAUUGGGAAAGACGAGGUGGUGGAGCAGGAAGAGGGGGAAGACGUGCAGCAGGAAGAGGAGGGGCAGGAAGGGGAGGAAUAAGAGGGCGUGGAGGAGGGCCCUUGGGUGAUGGAGUAUUUAACAGGGACGACCAUCAGGAGAACAGGAGGGCUGAGGACCAGGAUCAUAGAGGAGAUCGAGGCCAUGAGGCCCAGAGAGGGAGAGGAGGGAGAAAUGGCAUUAGAGGCAGAGGGGCUGGGAGGGGCAGGGGCACUGGGAGGGAAGACACACCUCCAGUACGUAAACUUGGCCUCAAAUAUUUGGAGGAACUUCUGGAGAAAGAGCCUUCGGAGGUUGCCAUUACUCUGUCCACUAACAUGGGUCUACAGCUUCUGCUGGAGGAGAGGACAAUGGGUCAUGAACUGGUUCAGCUGCUCUGCCAGAUUUUUUGCAAGGCCUUCAUGUCUAAGAAUGACCGCAAGACUGUCCAGCACUUGGCUGGAGUGAUAAAAGACUCUGGAUUUUUGCAGUCAAUAUUGCCACAUUAUGUGACGGGAAUGAUGUCAGACCAUGUCCCAGCUCGCCGAGAGAAAUACCCUCAGCACGUGGACACCAUCAUAAAUCUGCUCAACAGCGUGAUUAGCAUCUUCCCUGCCAGUUCUGUCCGUGUGGUGUCCACCCUCGUGAUGCUCCUGAAGCCAACCAUCAACACGCUGCGAGCCUCUGGCCUGGACAUCCUGGAGGAGACCGAGGAGAACCUGGAGAAGGUCCAGGAGCUGGUGACGCAUCUGCAGGAGAAGGCCAGAGACGGGACGCUGCGCUCGGACAACUACUCCUUCCUCACGCCCGACGAAGAUGCCCCCCCGGGGGAGGAGGACUUCCGGAACAUGACCAUCUACCCAACGCCCGAGGAGUUCCACCAGGAACAGAGGCCCUUCCUGAGGCCCAACAUCACGUCCCAACGCUACCCCAGCGCCCACGUCUACCUGGACACCCACUUCCGUCUCCUGAGGGAGGACUUUGUCCGGCCCCUGCGAGAGGGGAUCCAGCAGUUGCUCCAGAGCCAGGGGGCCCAGGCCCUGGAUGGUGUGCCCAUGAGAAAGAGGCACUUUGACGACAUCAGAAUCUACUUCGACACCCGGCUGAUCAUCCCCCAGUGCACCCACACAGGCAUUGCCUACAAAGUGCAGUUUGACACACGUCCUCUUAAGUUUGUCCGCUGGCAGAAUUCCAAACGGCUGCUUUAUGGCUCACUCGUCUGCCUGUCCGUGGACAACUUUGAUACCUUUCUGUUUGCCACGGUGUCUGAUCGGAAAGCGGAGGACCUCCAGCAGGGGCAGGUCCUUCUCAGCUUUUCCCGAGACAGCCGCCCGGCACUGGCCCGAGUGCAGCCCUCCGACUCCUUCCUGAUGGUGGAGACCACAGCCUACUUCGAGGCCUAUCGUUAUGUCUUACAGGGCCUUAAAGAGCAACAAGCGGAUGAGCUUCCCUUCCAGAGGUAUAUUGUAGAAUGCAGCCCAGACAUUCAUCCCCCUGCCUACCUUCAGAUGAAUCCAAGGAAGUACGAUCUGUCCAGCAUUUUAGCUGAGGACUGUAAGGACAGUGUGCAGCCCUUCAACCCUCUGAACGCUGAUGCCUGGCCCAGCCAGGAGCAGCUGGGGCUGGAUGAGAGCCAGCUCAGGGCCCUUAAACUGGCCCUCACCAAGGAGCUGGCCAUCAUACAGGGACCACCAGGCACAGGAAAGACUUACACUGGGCUGAAAAUUGCCCAGGCCCUGCUGGAUAAUCAGGUAGCCUGGGGCCAUGACUCUCCCAUGCUGGUGGUGUGCUACACUAAUCAUGCACUGGACCAGUUUCUGGAAGGAAUUCUCAAGUUUCUUGGAAAGGGCAUCGUGCGGGUCGGAGGCCGCAGCAGCAGUGAGGCGUUGAAGUGCUUCGCCCUCAGGGAGCUGACCAGGUCGGCCCAGUUUCGCCGCGUCCUUCCCCAGCAUCUCCGCCGCGCCUACUUCGAGAUCCAUAAGGAGCUGGCAGAAGCGGAGCAGCUGAUUAAAAGGCAGACUGCCCAGUUGGAGUGCAUGCUGCGUGGAGUCAUCCAUGAGCAGUUCCUGGAGAGGUACAUCUCCGAAGUGCACUGGGACAGCCUGUGUCUGCAGCCGACUGCAGAUGGAUUCCAGUGCAUCGGGGAGAGGCGCUCCAUGGUCCUGGAAUGGCUGGGCCUCGGAUCCACCCACUUCCAGUACAAGCCCAACGGGACUGUCGACGAGGAGGACGAGGGUGGGCAGGAGCAGGAAGAGGACCUGAUCGAGGUGGAAGAGGAAGCCGACCUGAUCCAGGCCGAGCGUGUCUUGGACGAUGCCAUCCACCGGGACGCAGACCGCGACCGGGAGAGCCAAAGGAAGAAGAAGGACGAGGAGGAAGUGGAGGCGCUGGCAGAGCUGAUGCUCGCCAUGGCCGUGGGGAAGACCCAGCCAGAGGAGGAGCAGCCCCCAGGGCAGAGCCAAGCUGGGGAAGAGUGGGAGAUGCAGAAACAGCAGAAGAAGAAGUUGAAGCAGAUGAUGCGUAGAGAGAUGAAGAAGAGCUCGGCCAUGACUGAGGCUGAGGAGGCGGGAGCGAUAAACAUCUGGACCCUUCCGCAAAAAGAGAGAUGGAAGCUGUACCGCCUAUGGAUCCUCCGGUACCGGACGGAACUCCGCAUGCGGGCCCUGAAGUCCGAGGAGGCCUACCAGGAUGCGGCUGAGCGUCUGGCUGAGAUCCGUAUGCGUGAGGACAUCGGUGUGCUGCGCGAGGCUAAGGUCAUCGGCAUGACAACCACGGGGGCGGCCAAGUACCGGCAGGCCCUGCAGGAGGUGCGCCCCCGCCUGGUGAUCGUGGAGGAGGCAGCAGAAGUUCUGGAAGCCCACACCAUCACCACACUCAGCAGGGCCUGCCAGCACCUUAUCCUCAUAGGGGACCACCAGCAGCUUAGACCCAGUGCCACAGUGUAUGAACUGGCCAGAAACUUCAACCUGGAGGUGUCCAUGUUUGAGCGUCUUGUGACCAUGGAAUUCCCCUAUGUCCGCCUCAACUACCAGCACCGAAUGCGUCCUGAAAUUGCCCGUCUGCUCACUCCUCAUAUAUACUCUGAGCUGGAGAACCACCCCUCCGUGCUGGAUUAUGACAAUGUUAAGGGCGUUGCUACCAACCUGUUCUUUGUGGAGCAUCAGUCACCAGAAGAGGAGAUCACGGACGGCCGCAGCCGUCAGAACCGCCACGAGGCCCACUUCGUGGUGGCACUGUGCCGCUACCUGCUCCAGCAGGACUACCAGCCCUCUCAGAUCACCAUCCUCACUACCUACACGGGCCAGCUCUACUGCCUGCGCAAGCUCAUGCCCUCCAGUGAGUUCUCCGGGGUCAAAGUUCACGUGGUGGACAAGUACCAGGGUGAGGAGAACGACAUUGUCAUCCUGUCGCUGGUGCGGAGCAACCCCGAGGGGCGAGUGGGCUUCCUGCAGAUCACCAACCGUGUGUGUGUGGCACUGUCACGUGCCAAGAAGGGCAUGUACUGCGUGGGCAACAUGGCUAUGUUCAGCCGGGUGAAGCUGUGGAGCGCCAUUCUGCACACGCUGCGGGAGCACGGGCAGGUGGGCAGCGCGCUCACGCUCAGCUGCCAGAACCACCCGGAGCGCCGCACGCAGGUGGCGUCGGAGGCCGACUUUCUCGGCGUGCCCGAGGGCGGCUGCAGCCUGCCGUGCGAGUUCCGGCUGGAGUGCGGCCACGUGUGCACGCGCGUCUGCCACCCGUACGACCCCGAGCACAAGGAGUUCAACUGCCUUAAGCCCUGCCCCAAGAUGCUGUGCGAGCGCGGCCACCGCUGCCGCCGCCUCUGCCACCAGACGUGUGGCAAAUGCUCCCUGCCCGUGGAGAAGGUCAUCCCGCAGUGCCAGCACAAGCAGAUGGUGCCCUGCCACAAGGAGGAGUCGCUCUUCAUCUGCCAGGUGCCCUGCGACAAGGUCCUCGGGUGCGGCCACCCGUGCGAGGCCACCUGCGGGGAGCUGUGCACCAUUUACUGCAUGGUCAAGGUUACCAUGACGCUCAAGUGUGGCCACACCCAGCAAGUACCUUGUUAUGUGUUGGGGAAACUGGAAGAGCCCCCCUGCGAGGCCAAGUGUGGCACGAUGCUGAAGUGCGGGCACCCAUGCCCCGGCACCUGCCACGGAUGUAAGCGUGGGCGCUUCCAUAAGCAGUGCAACAAGCGGUGCCAGCGCAUCCUGGUGUGCUCCCACCAGUGCCGUGAGCCAUGCACACGCGACUGCCCACCCUGCGGCAUGCGCUGUCAGAACCGAUGCGUCCACAGUAUCUGCAAAAAGUCCUGCGGGGAGUCCUGUGCCCCCUGUGCCGAGCCCUGCGCCUGGCGCUGCCCGCACCACCGCUGCAGCAUGCUCUGCCACGAGCCUUGUGACCGCCCACCCUGCGCCCAGCCCUGCGACGAACGUCUGCCCUGCGGUCACACCUGCAUCGGCCUCUGUGGGGAACCCUGCCCCAAAAAGUGCCGCGUCUGCCACCAUGACGAGGUGUCGGAGAUCUUCUUUGGCACGGAGGACGAUCCCGACGCCCGGUUUAUCCAGCUGCAGGACUGCAAGCACUUCUUCGAGGUCUCCUCUAUGGACACCUACAUGGCCCAGGAUGAGGACCAACAGGCGGGCGUGGAGCAGCUGGUCAUCAAGCUGAAAGAGUGCCCCAAGUGCCGCACACCCAUCCGUAGGAACCUGCGCUACGGGGCCCACAUCAACCGCAGUCUGGCCCAAAUCGAGAUGGUCAAAGAGAAGAUCAACGGGAAGCCAGGUGACAUUAAGCUAAAGCAGAACACCCUCAAGGUCCUCCUGGGAGAGCAGUACAACCUGAUGCUGUUCCUUCCAAAGGAGUUCAUUACAGUCCAAGACAGGCUGGCCCAGUCGAACCUCUCCCUGCGAGUGCUGUGCCACCAGGAAAACCUCAUCAUGUUCCUAAAGCGCCUGGGCAAGUUGGCGAAGAUCAUGAAGAAGGGCAUGUCCGGCCUGCAGAAAGAGAUCUUCUCUGUGCGGCUGAAAGAGUGCCUCUGCUUCCUGGAGGAUCCAGUCCAGCGUUUCUCCGAGCAGCAGGCCUGGGAUCUGGAGCGGGAGCUGCAGAGGCUCGCCUACUUGGCUGAGCUCAACAGUCGCUGUGACAAGCGCACUCUGACGGUGCUAGACGACCAGGUGAACGCAGAGGUGGACGCCCUAAGGCAGGUGCUGGACGACACUCGGCCGUUCACAGAGGAAGAUGAGUGCUGGGUCAAGCAAGCACUGGCUAACCUGGACUCCAAGCUGCCCUGUAGCGGGCUGGGUAUCACCGAUCAAGAGAGGCUGAUGAUAGUCGAAGCCAUGGGUCUGCCCCAAGGCCAUUGGUACAAAUGUCCCAACAAUCAUGUCUAUGCCAUUGGAGACUGCGGGGGGGCCACGGUAAGUCGAAAGUGCCCAGAGUGCAAUGCCACCAUCGGGGGUGCCAAUCACACUCUUACAGCUGGCAACGCGGUGGCAUCUGAGAUGGAUGGGGCUCAGCAUGCUGUGUGGUCUGACGCUGCAAACAUGGCAAACUUCAACCUUAAUGACCUGUGAGUUUGUCAGAGUGCUUUCGUAUCAUUGGUUUGUAUGUGUUUUAAAAAAAUAUAUAUAUGGCACUUACUUACUUACUUACUGUACUGAAGGUCCUGCAAUUUCAUUAAUUGCUUUUGGUUUUGGAACAGCUUUCCAAUUUGGUGUGAUUUCAUAAUCAAUUUUCACAUGUAUUCAUACUUGGUAUCCAGGGAUUUUUAUGUAUAAUGGUUGUACUACAAUUUCUAUCUAUGAAAUAAAUGCACAAUGAUUUUACUGGAAAUACAGGUUUUUUAAUAGUUUUAAAUGCAUGCUGGCAGACUACCAGAAAAUAAUGAUGUAAUAUAAAUUGGUUUCUACUUCCAAAUAUCAGUUACAUUGUACUUCUGUCUGCAUACACUGGAACUCCAUGUCGACCAUGUAGUUUGUUCAUGCAAGGUGGUAGACUUGGUGAAUAAAAUAAUGUAUUCACGUUUAAACACGUGAGGAGCAUUUUUGGGUGUGAUUUUUCAUUUAGGCCAGUAGGUGGCAGGAGUGUAUUUACCCGCCCUCCUUUUAAAUGGGAGAAAUGAUCAAAGCUUUUAGAGAUAAAAAAAAACCCCACCAAGUUGAAAAUGGGAAAAAACAGUGAUAACCUUGUGUGUUUGCCAAUGAUCUUUUGUCAGAUAUGAUGUGUUUUCAUUUUUUCAUUCAUUCUUUUAUCUGAUUUGGCUCCAUCAGACAUACGCAUUCGUCCACGUAUGCUCCCACACAGAAAAUAAAUUAAGCUUAAGUGAAAUA